ACGCUGCGACUGGAAAUCUGCAGCCCAGAGGAAGCCCUCUCCCUGCGAUCGAUACAAACACGCCUGUGUUAUCUGCAGAGGAUUUGUUUAUCUCUAUGGAGGGCGGAACACCACCAGUCUUAGAGAUUUUUGGCGAUACAACAUAGGGCACCCUGUAUAUUUUUGGUGGAAUGGUGGAUUCUGCUUUCACACAAGCAAAAACCCCUCUCUGGAUGUAUGACACAGGUAUGAUGCACAAUAGCCAGUGUCCUCCUUGGGACAUUCCAAGGCCAUAGGUACUAAUAAAGAGUAAAAACCAACCCGCUUUCUGCUGCUUGUAACAAGCCUUCCCUGGGCUUUACAAGAAGAAAUGUGUGUAGAACUGAGGACGCAGUUUUCCUCUACAAUUAGGCUGUUGAGCUUUUAAAGGAAUCAGCUGUUCCUUUAAUUGCAUGGUUAUUAGUAUUGUUAUUAUUAUUUAGGAAAGCUUAAUGUAUUUUCAUGUCUCUUUUUUCAUUCCUCCUCCCUGCCCCAGAUUUUCUAUUCAACCACAUUGUGGCCUCUUUGCUACUUCACUGCAUAACUUUAAGUCAGCUGGUUUGUUUUAGCCUUCAUUUUCCAACAUGGAAAUACCUGCUGCUACGGCAGAGAUUCUCAGAUAGAAGCUUCUGUGUACCAUACAUUUAAUAGGAGAAGGUAUUCUGUUACUCACAGUGCUUACCAGUGAAAAUUGUGAAUGAGUUACUCAGAAGUUUUGUGUCUUUUUUUUUUCGUGGUCAUUAUUUCAGUAUUUCCUUGCAAGUAUAGCUUUUAAUAACAUGGACUUGUAAUUCUUCCUUAUUCUUAUCAGAUGCUGAGUAUCUGCUACCUCCAGUCCUUCAGAUCAGUGGUUUUUGACUGUUACCCGAGGACUGGUUUUAAGCGAUCUGUGAAAAGGAAAGAAAAAUAAGGCUGUGGUUGUAAGGUUUACAUAAUACAUACCAGGAUCAUUUUUUUUGCACUGUGAAAUUUAGCUUUAGGAAACAAAAAAUCCAAUAUGGCAUCUCGGGUGCUUUGAUAGCAGAUAAGGAUACAGGAGAAGUAUCAAACUGUCAGCUCCCCGGCACUGCUGUGUUAGGGGAAGCAGAUUUCUUCAUCCUUGUCAGUGGAAAACAGCAAGAUGAGAUUUACUUGAAAAUUAGGUUUGUAAUUCGAAGCACUGUGUUGGAGGAGUGUCCUCUUGUGGUCUGCGGUAUAAACUGCGCUUUAUUAAAAUAAUCCCCCAGAUUCUGCAAGAUGGACAGAGGGCCGCGACGUACCAGCAGAGAUGGAGGUAAGGAGCCAGGAAGUGGUGAAUGUGUGAAUCAAAUGCCUGUUGCUUUGUUGAUUAAACAGAUUGCUUUGAAAUAUGUUCCUCCAAACAGUUCCAAACUAAUCUCUUCAGAGACAUGUGGCUACACUUUAUUUCUCUGCACUUGCAAUAAUUAAGGCUUUUUCCUUCUUUAAAAUUGCUGCUCUUCAACUUUCUAUAUAGCACGGAAAUUUUAAGCCCUCCCCUCUACUACUUGUUCUGUUUUUCUAAAAUCCUUAUAAAGAAAACCAAUUUUAAAUGAUACACUGCAACCACGGAUGCUUUUAAAACAGGGGUCUGAAAACAGAUGGGCAGUCACACCAAUACAUUUUGAAAUGUGAAGUGCUGCAGCAUUUUUAUUUCUUUAGUCUGAGCACAUUGGACUCCUUGAGAUAUUGCUGCUUUUAAAUGAAACCUCAGUGUAAGCAUUGAGGCAAUGGUCUGAUGGAUUGGUUUUAUAUCGCUGCGUGUAAAGAACAACUCGUGGGAUUGCUUCAGUUGUGGGUUUAUCCUGUAUUUUCAAAGAAUUUUAACACAACCCAAAGCAAUGGUUUUCAUUACUUGGAAAUAUUCCCAAGACAGAUUGAUAUGACUUUAUCUGUUAGCAUUUCUUUUUGCUUUAUUACUAAACUAUUUCAGAGUUUGGCACCUACUAACAGAAAAGGCCACAGUGCAGUAGUGUACCAUGCCAGCAUGUACAUCUAUGGGGGAUACGUUGGCAUCAGAGGCAUCUCACAGGAAUUUUGGACUUUCCAUUUUGAUACAAGAACGUGGUUAUACGUUUCCACCCCACCUCACAACACUGGCCCAGGACCUCGGCACGGUCAUUCGGCAGUAGUUUAUCAUACAGCCAUGUACCUCUUUGGAGGACUGGUGGGGCUGAGUGAACAGAAAGAUUUAUGGAAGUGGGACUUUGGAAACAGCAGCUGGUAUAACAUCAGAACAAGCCAAGGACCUCCUCCAGUGGUAGGUCAUGCUUCAGUAGUCUUCAAAGACUCAAUGCUGGUUUUUGGUGGAGGGAUUUCCAACUCCAGUCCUAAUGAAGACCUCUGGAAGUACCAUUUCCACACACAGACAUGGAAAAAGCUAAGCGGCCUUACGAAGGCAAACUUUUCUCCUAAAAUGUAUCACUGCAUGCUAGGAAUUGGCGUUGGCUUUCAAACUACCUCAGACUUCACUAAUACAUUCCCCAGUCAUUGUAAGAGUAGGAAGGACCACCACCAGCUGGUGACCAUCCCGAAGCACUCCCGCUUCUGCAGCUACUUCCGCCAGCAGCCUGCGUACCGAGCGUUCAGCAACGAGGACAGCGGUGCCAUCGAAAUGAAAACCUUCAGCUUCCCUCUGGAGCCAGUGGGCUUUUGUGCAUUUCAAACCACUCCAGAGGUAGAACUAGACCCAAACAGAGCAACAAGCAUUUUGACAAAGGAUGGGUCUGCCCCUCUGUUUCUCUCUUCGGAAAAAGAGACUUUUGCUGCUGCUGCUGUUGUGGAACAAGAGGAGGGAACCAACUGUCAGCAUGCAGCUGCAGGAGCUGAAGUUAGCAGUGAUGCCAAUGUGCUGCUGCUCAUUGGAGGCAAACCUUUGUCCAGCUUCUCUGAAAUCUCAUUCUGGCAAAUGGGGUUUGAUAGUUUGUCAUCCCUUUGAACGCAAAGCAAAAGGACAAAUCCCCACCAACGUGCUAGGAGGCAAUGAACCAACCAACCAGUGUUUUCAGUUUUCUAUCAGCUCGCUGGGAAAAGAACAAAACCUUCUCACACAUGCUAUGCACAGAUUCUUUUUUUUACAAUGUGAACAAAAAGCUCUCUGUAUGUAAGCCACAACUGACGUAAAAAUUACAGUUCCCAGGAGGAGCUUGUUGGAACUCUGCUGCCAUUGUUACCUUUCCCUUCUGAUCACCUAACAUCCUUAAGUCACUGUGGCUGAUGCUGCAUAGAAAAUCAGAUGUGCAGCAAUGGCUCCAUAACUGUCAUCUGAAGUGUUUGCUCAUCUUGUGGUGUGCCAAGUAAAAGAUACACACCUCUACAACUGCAGUGUAAUCCAGUUUGGGCAUGUUACUGCCAUGUUUGGCUACGAGGGAUCUGAUGAAUCCCAAUGGCUUAUUACCUAAUGGUAACCAGAGAACCUUCUUUGCACAGUGUGUCCGCAAGAGCACAUAGCAGCAAAUGCAUUGAGUGCAUUGCACCAAAUGUGUUACACAUCGCCCCUCUGCACCAAGGAAAUCCUGAGCCUUUGUGUGGUUUAUUUUUCUUCGUUUAAAACUUCAUGAGCACUCAGAUUCACCAAGAAAGGUGGUUUUUGGAGAGAGAACACUGUCCAGCAUUGCAGGUAUUUGUGUGUAAGUUACUGAGGCGUUGGCCUUCUCACUGAAUCCGGCAUCCUGUAAGAAGAAAUGAUGAUGUUUGAAAGACAUAUUUAAUAUUUCCAAAUAUUU
Messenger RNA from Gallus gallus (chicken), 3740 nucleotides. RefSeq names its product rab9 effector protein with kelch motifs-like. The record is from RefSeq and is a predicted model, not a curated record. NCBI's taxonomy places the organism in Eukaryota, Metazoa, Chordata, Aves, Galliformes, Phasianidae. Bases 1754 to 2953 code for a protein of 399 amino acids. Gene Ontology annotation, cellular component: cytoplasm; Golgi apparatus. The transcript has 4 exons. Gene Ontology annotation, molecular function: protein binding.